AUUUUUAAACCUUUAAGUAAAUAUUUUCAUUUACGAAACUCAUAUUUUUAUUUGAUAUAUCUUUUCAAAUGUUUCACAACUUUGAUAACUAAGAUGACGCCACAAUAUACUGCAUUACUUAAACGUACUGAUUAUUGUCUAUUCUAAAGUAUUCGACAUUGUUGAAUGAAAAUUUCGUGUAUAUAUCAUGUUACGAAGAGGAAUUUUAUCUUUGAAACAUAUUAGGUUAUUUAGGAGAAAUUAUUACGAUGAUGCACCUGUCAUUGGAACAUCACAAGAUACAAAAUCAUCUACUUUUCAAGAGAAUUAUCUACAAAUGAAAACAGUAGUAGAUGAAUUGAAAUCUAUUGUAGAAAAAAUAGUAGAGGGUGGGGAACGUAAAGCCAGAGAUAGACAUUUAAGCAAAGGAAAAUUAUUACCAAGAGACCGUAUCGAUGUUCUUCUAGAUAAGGGUUCUCCUUUUUUAGAGUUUUCACAAUUGGCAGGAUACCAGAUGUAUGGAAAAGAAGAAAUACCAGCUGGUGGAAUAAUAACUGGUAUUGGUAGAGUAGAAGGCAAUGAGUGCUUAAUAGUUGCAAAUGAUAGUACGGUAAAAGGUGGCACUUAUUACCCAAUUUCAGUAAAAAAGCAUUUGCGUGCGCAAGAAAUAGCCGAAGAAAAUAGAUUACCUUGUAUAUACCUGGUUGACAGUGGCGGAGCAAAUUUACCAUAUCAAGCCGAUGUAUUUCCUGACAAAAUUCAUUUUGGUAGAAGUUUUUAUAAUCAAGCUAAUAUGAGUGCUAAGGGAAUUGCACAAAUUGCUGUAGUGAUGGGAAGUUGCACAGCAGGUGGUGCAUAUAUUCCUGCAAUGGCAGAUGAAAAUAUUAUUGUUGGAAAUCAGGGUACUAUAUUCUUGGGUGGUCCACCUUUAGUGAAAGCAUCUACUGGAGAAGAAGUUACGCCAGAAGAUUUAGGAGGAGCAGCUCUACACUGUCGAAAAACUGGUGUGUCGGAUUACUAUGCUGUUGAUGACACUCAUGCUUUGUAUUUAGCACGACGAAUUGUUAAAAAUCUAAAUCGUAUUCCUCCCAUGGAUGUAAAAAUUGAUUCAAAAGUAGAACCACCAGUACAUGCUGUUGAUGAACUUUAUGGUAUAGUUGGUACCAAUUUAAAACAACAUUUUGAUGUACGGGAAGUUAUUGCAAGAAUUGUUGAUGGAUCAAGAUUUCACGAAUUUAAAGCAUUAUACGGGGAGACAUUGGUCACUGGAUUUGCUAACAUUUAUGGUUAUCCUGUAGGAAUUGUUGCAAAUAAUGGUGUACUCUUCUCUGAAAGCGCAUUGAAAGGAGCGCAUUUUGUACAAUUGUGCGCGCAAAGAAAAAUACCUCUUGUGUUUUUGCAAAAUAUUACAGGAUUUAUGGUAGGUAAAGAUGCAGAAGAAGGUGGUAUUGCUAAAAAUGGUGCAAAAAUGGUAACAGCAGUAGCAUGUGCAAAGGUUCCCAAAAUUACCGUGCUAAUUGGAGGUUCUUAUGGUGCCGGAAAUUAUGGCAUGUGUGGGCGUUCCUAUUCCCCACGUUUUUUAUACUCGUGGCCAAAUUCUAGGAUCUCUGUGAUGGGGGGAGAACAAGCUGCCAACGUAAUGGUUCAUAUUUCUAAAGAAAAGCGUCUCCGAGAAGGCCAAGAAUUGACGGAAGAAGAAGAAAAGAAAAUUAAAGAACCAAUUAUUAAAAAAUUCGAGGAAGAAGGUCAUCCAUACUACUCGAGUGCUAGAAUAUGGGAUGAUGGAGUGAUUGAUCCAGUUGAUACUAGAACAGUGCUUGGACUAAGUCUAGCUGCCUGUUUGAAUGCUCCAAUACCGGAAAGCAAAUUUGGUAUUUUCAGGAUGUAAUAUAUAUAUUCUAGGAUAUAUUUUUAUAUUAAAAAUUUAUCUAUACGUUUAUAAAAAUGUAUAUUUUAUAUCUGUUAUAUUAUAUAUAAGUUUAAUGAUAUUUGAUAACGACUCAACAGCUUCCAAUUAUUUCACAAUCUUUUAGUUUCCAGAAAAUGUUCAAAGAAAUGUAUAAAAUUAUUGGAAAUGAAAAGUAUAUUUUUAAAAGUUUGGAAGUUGUUGAUCUAGAUCAAAGAAAGAUCUCUAUUUUUAUAUGACAAUAUUUUAUAUAUAAAAAUAUAUAGAACAUUCCAUAAGUUCAAACUGUAAAUCUAUGAAUAAAAUUUUCAAUUUUAUCGGCAUCUGUCAAAUAUUGGCAGUAUGAGAAUUGUUGAUUUAAUUACAAGCAAUUUUAAAAGUUUUUCUGUUUUUCCAUUCCUUUUACAUCCACACCAUCAUUCUUGCUUUAUUUCUGUUACAGAAAUGCAUGUAUUAAUGAUUUUUUCAGUACAAUCUUAUUGCACGAAUUUAAGUCUUAUAUAAAAUAUUAAUAUUUAAUUCUAUAUAUAUAUAUUUAUUAAAUCUACAAAUUUUUACUCAUAAAUUCAUGCGUGUAUUUUUGAUCAUCUUGCCUCCUUUCCUACAUUAAUUCUCAAUUAGCUCUUAAACAGUGAAUAAUUCCCUAAUUCUUCAAUAGUGUUAGAGCGAAAUUGCGUUAUAGAAGUAUUGUGCAUGCGGGGAUUAUCUGUAUUUCUGUUCAUCUAUACUUCUUUUCAUCAUUGAAAAAUAUUGGAAAUAUAAAUAUAUAUAAUAAAAACUAAAAAAUCAAUUAAGGUCAAUAAAAUACACAGUAAAUUAGUGACAGAGAAUAUAUCACACAGAUGUGUAGUAUUUAAAUCGUCAUAUCAGCCUUCGCUUUAUUUUUACUUAUGUUACAGUUAAGCUAUAGUUAUACCGAUAAUAGUUAGCCAUAAUUAUUUAAUAUAGUAUAAUAAUUAAGUCAUGUUAAAAUAUUAUACCCCGUCACACGACUAGGUUUUUGGCUUUCUCCGCUCGCAAAGGCCAAUUUUCUCAUGACAAUCAAUUGUAGAGAGAAUAGAUCAUGUAAAUGUAAAAAUUGUCUAAGAAAGCACAAGAAGAAAUGAAUAGAAGAAAAUUCGGCAGUCGCAGAACGGAGAAAUCUUAUGAGUUUCCAUUAUGAGCUAUAUAUAUAUAUAUAUGUAUAUAUAUAUAUACUUAAAAUGAAAAUUCUUCCCUUAACGCACCUUAACAUCCCUUUAUCACUGUCAUUUAAAAGAUAUUUAUUUUUCAUUAUCACAUAAAAUCGUAUUGUAUCGUUCAAGAGUACGGUAUCAUCGUUUGCGUUGAACUCCUAUUUUCAUUUUGAAUAUGUCCUUUCAUACGAUACUUUAUGAUAUAACCCGUGUUUGCUAAAAAAACGAAAUAAAAAAAAAGAGAAAGAAAAAGAAAUAAAAAAGUUAUUAGAGAUUACACUUGUGGCUUGUAAUCUCC
Molecule: messenger RNA, 3358 nt
Organism: Polistes dominula (European paper wasp)
Lineage: Eukaryota; Metazoa; Arthropoda; Insecta; Hymenoptera; Vespidae
Gene: Mccc2
Product: methylcrotonyl-CoA carboxylase subunit 2
Biological process (GO): L-leucine catabolic process
Cellular component (GO): mitochondrion; methylcrotonoyl-CoA carboxylase complex
Molecular function (GO): methylcrotonoyl-CoA carboxylase activity
Source: RefSeq, a predicted model, not a curated record